Messenger RNA from Botrytis sinoallii, 1017 nucleotides. RefSeq lists its product as uncharacterized. Bases 1 to 1017 code for a protein of 338 amino acids. NCBI's taxonomy places the organism in Eukaryota, Fungi, Ascomycota, Leotiomycetes, Helotiales, Sclerotiniaceae. The record is from RefSeq and is a predicted model, not a curated record. The transcript is spliced from 4 exons.
AUGGCAGAAAAUUACAUUUUACAAGUUACAGCCGGUUCAAAAUACGAUGUCAGUACACAUCAGAUUGUACCGGUCAAUCAAGCAAAGACAGUCAGGAUUGAGAAUGAACUUUGCGAGGUGGGUUUGAAUGUCAGGAUCCAAGAUUAUCGCGGACUACCCAAAUCUUCGCCCACUACCUCUCCAUACUUUGCUCUACCACCGCAUGAUAAGAAUAAAGAUCAAUACAGUAUCGGGUUUCGACUCAAACCAAAGAAGGAUAUCAAUGCGGAUGAUUUGGUUUUUGGAAACGAUUUCGAUCAUCCAAUUAGGGAUCGUCUGCCCCCGGGGUUCAACACAGCUUUCAGAAUCGUAAAGUGGAUGGUAGAUCCAGGGUUGGAUGGAGAUGUUUAUGCAGACGAACCAUAUUUGUAUGGACCGGCGGCUAGUUCAUUCAAUGUGCUGUACGUUGGGGAGGGAGGAGAGGGAGAUGAUGAGGAAGAGAAUGCGGGGUUGGUGUUUGAGGAGGGUGGGGAUGAGGAGGGUGAGGAACACCGGGAGGAGUGUGGAAUUCCGGAUGGGGAGGCGGCGAGGAAGAAAUACUUCUUGACAGAGGCCAAUAGGAAAGAGUGGGAUUGGGAAGAGGGGAGAACUUAUGGGUGUGAUUUCUUUAAUGCAUAUCUAGAUUUUAACAAUUUCUCUCUCAAAUUACCAGGAUUUACAAUGCCGAUAAUGAAAUAUUGGGAUGGGCAAGGUCUUCGGAAAGAGCAAAAGCGCUCACAUACGCUCAGAUAUGUAUUGAAAAAUCGCAAGACUGGAGAAGUCUUAUUCGUGGUUCUGUUUACGCUUUAUCUGAAAGAAGACGUGGAUGAGAAUGGGAACCUGAAGGCGGGUGUUGAAGGAGGCAAACCUUUCGAUCAGCUCCCUAAAGACGUUGCUGAAAAACAUUUGAGAGAGAAGAAUGGGGAAGGGGGAAGGGAGAAGGGGGUAGACAAGGUGGAGCAAUCUACUAAUGACGACGAUGAUAGUGAUAUUGAUUGA